Mycena citricolor is the source of this 1219-nucleotide messenger RNA. The record is from the annotation of a GenBank genome assembly. NCBI's taxonomy places the organism in Eukaryota, Fungi, Basidiomycota, Agaricomycetes, Agaricales, Mycenaceae.
AUGACGCACCGUAGAAACUCUCCUCCUGCAGAAUACAAGUACGAACCCAGUCCGCACACCUUGCUUUCCGUCCCGGUGUACGAGCAUUGCCACAACCGAAGCUCCCAGCGGCAGCAUUCACAUUCGCAUUUGCAAUCGCACAGCCACCACAACCAUAGCCGUCCGCAUACGCCGGCACUUCGGCCAGCCCAGAUCGUCAUCUCCGCACCACCGCCGCAACAUCAAGUUCUCCGUAAACUACACAAGCAGCAGCAGCCGGUCCACCUAUUCGUUUCCAAAUCGCAUGCCCGCGCGCCCGCUGCGGUCCCUGUGCCUGUUCCCUCCGUCCCGCUCAUGCCGCCCAUCCACCCGAACUUCAUGUAUUCGCGAUGUACUGGCCGACGUAAAGCCCUGUGUAUCGGAAUCAACUAUUUUGGUAGCCCGCAAGAGCUGCGGGGGUGCAUCAACGACGCCAAGAACGUGUUCCAUUUCCUCGUCCGACACGCGUCGUAUCGCCCCGAGGACAUCGUGGUGCUCACAGACGAUGCGCGCGACAACUGCUCGCUGCCGACGCGCAGGAACAUGAUCGAUGCAAUGCAUUGGCUCAUCAAGGACGCGAAACCACACGAUGCCCUGUUCUUCCAUUAUUCUGGACACGGCGGCCAGACAAAGGAUUUGGAUGGAGAUGAGGUGGAUGGAUAUGACGAAGUCAUCUCUCCGAUGGACUUUCAGCAAGCAGGACAGAUUGUAGACGACGUGCCCCUUCUUCCUCUAUUUGUUUUCCAGCUCGUGCUUACAAAAUCGCGCAGCUUAAUCGUCUCCCACUUGCAGUAUGACUCGCACGGGCAGCUUAGUCACGUGAGCCCAUGCGCACUUUCCCGCAAAGCGGCGCCAGCGGAUGUGAUCUCGCUCUCGGGAUGCGAGGACGGAAAGACAAGUGUCGAAACAUUCAUGAACGGCCAGGCCGUCGGAGCUGCUAGUCAUGCCUUCAUUGAGGCUGUGCUGUCGAAUCCACAACAAAGCUAUCAGCAGCUGUUACAGAAUGUUCGCGUGCUGUUGAAGCCCAACUUUACUCAGAAACCCCAAUUAGGCAGUUCACAUCCGAUUGACACAUCGCUGAGGUUUAUCAUGUAGUUUAUACUUGUCGCUUGCUAUUUGCUUUCGAUUGUAUGUCUCUUGUUCUGCUGUCGUACCCUACUUUGCUGUAAUCUUAAUCCUGUGCUUGCUCAUCAACUCAUUG